Acanthisitta chloris (rifleman) is the source of this 1315-nucleotide messenger RNA. RefSeq names its product cytochrome b5 reductase 4-like. The transcript is spliced from 6 exons. Gene Ontology annotation, molecular function: oxidoreductase activity; FAD binding. NCBI's taxonomy places the organism in Eukaryota, Metazoa, Chordata, Aves, Passeriformes, Acanthisittidae. Gene Ontology annotation, cellular component: mitochondrion. The record is from RefSeq and is a predicted model, not a curated record. The annotation marks the transcript as partial.
GACUGUUCUACAGAAAAUGCAAGUUGAUUUCUAAGACAGAAGUUACCCACGACACCAGGCUCUUCUGCUUAGUGUUGCCUAUGGGCACACAUCUCCGUGUUCCCAUUGGACACCAUGUUUACCUCAAACAGAUUAUUGCAGGGACAGAGGUAGUAAAACCAUACACACCUGUAUUGCCUUCUUUGCUGCCGAAUUUCCAAGAACCAUCUCACCAUAACGGUGUGCAUAUUUAUUUAAUGAUUAAAAUUUAUUCCUGUGGACUGUUCACACAGGCACUUGACCACCUACAAAUUGGAGACUACAUAUCUGUCAGCAAUCCUGAAGGCAGCUUCAAGAAGUCACAAGUUCAAACUUCAGAAGAUCUCUUUUUACUGGCAGGAGGCACAGGCUUCACACCAAUGGUUAAGCUGCUGAAUUCAGCUCUGACUGAAGUGAGUUGUCUCAGGACAGUGAAGCUGAUCUUCUUCAACAAAACAGAAGAUGACAUACUUUGGAGAAACCAGUUAGAGCAAUUAGCCCUUAAAGAUGAAAGGUUUGAGGUUCAGUUCAUUCUUUCACAACCAACAAAGGACUGGGUGGGUAAGCAGGGAAGGAUUUCUUCAUCUCUUCUCUCUGAGUUUGUGAAAAGAAGCAGAAAAGCCUCCAAAAUGCUUAUCUGCAUCUGUGGUCCAACACCUUUUACAGAACAAGGCGUACAGUAUCUGAAGGAUCUUGGAUACUCCCAAGAAGAGAUACAUGCUUUUACUGCAUAAAUUCUUAUGAGGAUAUCAAUGUUUGUUUGUAUAAUUCAAUCUUAUUUAUUUACGUUCAUGAAUUUAAAUAAGCGAGAAGCAAUUUUGUAAGACUUGAAACUUCACUCUUGGUACCAAACUGUUUCUCAGAAGAAGUGAAUCUUUGAGAAAAAUUUUAUACUGUGUUUUAUCUUCUUUUUGUAAAUAUUUUUGCUAAUACUUAAGUCAUCCGAUAUAUUAAUUUAUUGUAGAGCCAAGCAAAAAAGUACAGUAUACAUUGUGUAAGAUACUUCGUGUUUCUGGUUGAUGAGAAUCUUUCAAUUUAUGACAAGUGCUGAUGUAGGUUUUGACUUGGUAGAGCUUAUUGUUUCUUACUGUAAAAAGUCUUAAGAGCAAUACUGUCUGAGAUUAAAUAUUGCACUGUAACUCAGGUAAUCGGUCAUUGAGAACAUGUUCUUUUUCAUCUGAUGUCUCUAUUUGACUUGCAAGUGAUCCAGAUACAUUUUUGGCUUUGUACACAAAGAAUAAAACUACCUUUGGUAAAAUAUAAAAUUUACAUCAAAUAAUAAAAAAUAAUAAUUUUA